AUGCAUGCUAGCAUGGUGUGCGGUAAUGCGGGUGAUGGUGUGGGUGAUGGUGCAGGUGAUGGUGCAGGUGAUGGUGCAGGUGAUGGUGCAGGUGAUGGUGCAGGUGAUGGUGCAGGUGAUGGUGCAGGUGAUGGUGUGCCCAGCAAUGGUGCUUGCAGUCAUGAGGUGGGUCAGUGCGAUGGUAUUGGCCGUGGGGGGGAGAUCGGUGGAGAGUGGAGUGGAAAGGUCAUUAGAAGGGAGAGUGGUGAGGAGGGGAGUUGUGGGGGGAGCAGUGGGGAGAGCGGUGGGGAGGGCAGUGGGGAGGGCAGUGGGGAGGGCAGUGGGGAGAAUUCUUUGCGGCAGGACACAUUGAGGCGGCGAGCGGUUGAGAGGUGGCGGCGGGUGCAGCAACAGGAGGGCGAGAAAGCUAUGCUGGCAGCAGAAGGGGGGUUGCGCCAGCGGAGUGAGGAGGGCACGGGGGGAGAUGGCAGCAACGGGGAGGAAAGCAAGGGGAAGGAAGGCCGCGGCGGGCCGAGAAUGGUGUUUGGAGCGCUCCUGAAAAGCAGUGAGUUGGUGGUGUUUGUGUGCCUGAUUUCCUACCACUUUCCUCUAGCACCCCACUUCCCUCACCCCAUCUGCUUCUACCACCUUCCCCUCCCCACUCCCUCCUCACCACCUCCCUCCUUCUCCUCCGCCUUCCCCACCUCCUUCCCCUUGCUCCUCCCCAGACACCCUUGGCACUAUUCGCAGGAAGCCCCCAAAGCCCCUGCCGUGCGCUGUGGACGGGUCUGUGUCCAUGCCCAAGAAUCUUUAUCUGGAGCACAGAAGCCAUCCUUACCACAUGCAAUUUUGAGGCGCCUCAAAACUAGACUCUUCCGCCCUCCACUCCCUGCCCCUGCAGCAUUUAAGAAUUCUCAAACGUGUCCCAUUCGCGCCAUGCUCCCUCUUCCCUCGCACCACCAUUGCUCCCCCCUGCUCAUUCCCUACACCCAUCGCCCAUCCCCUCCUGCCCAUCCUCCCUGGCACCCUUCCCUCGCCCACGGCCCUCCCCCUGCCCAGCUGGCCACGGGCUCUUUUGACGCGGCCAAUCUGCUGGGUGAGGGAGCGUGUGGGCGGCUGGCCACCGGCUCUUUUGACGCGGCCAAUCUGCUGGGCGAGGGAGCGUGUGGGCGGGUGUACCGGGGCGUGCUGCCCCUGCAGCCUCGCCGCCAGGUGGCUGUUAAGGUGUUGCGCCGCACCGACAGAACCACUGCUGCUGCUGCUGCUGCUGCCGCUGCCGCUGCUUCUUCUACUGCUGUUGCUUCUGGCGGUGCUGAUGGUGCCACUGGCGGUGGUUGUGACAGUGCUGCUGGCGCUGCUCCUCCUGCUGUGGACACGGAUGCAGGGUUCAAGUGGGAGGUGGAGAAACUGGCAAGGCUGGAGCACAGAAAUCUGGUGAGGGUGCUGGGGUGCUGUGUGACGCUUUCCAAGCGCAUUCUAGUGCGCCACUACCUGCCGCACGGCUCCCUGCACGACCACUUGCACGGUCAUGCACAGAUGCCCGCACAAAUGCAUGCACGGAUGAAUCCACAGCGCCUGUCAUGGGAGCAGCGUCUCAGGGUAGCGCUGGGCACAGCAAGGGCAAUGCGCCACCUUCACUCCCAGAGGCCACAGGUACUGCAUGGCAACAUAAGGUCCUCCAACAUUCUCCUCACAGACACCUUUGACGCCAAGCUCGCUGAUUUCGGCUGCACGUUGCUAUGCUAUGGCGCCACUGCUGCUUCUGUUACUGCCGCGGCGGCUGCGGCGGCUGCUGCUCAUGGCGCGUGCGGUGACGUAUACACAGCACCAGAGCUGCUGCGAGGGGAGGCCAGUGCUGCUUCGGAUGUCUACAGCUUCGGAGUGGUGCUUUUGGAGGUGCUAUCCGGGCGGCCGCCAGUGGUUGAGGGCAUCUGCACACUAGUGCACUGGGCCCAAGGUGCUAUGAAGAAGCGGCAAUGGCAGGACCUAGUGGAUCCCUUUUUCCUCGACUCGCUGUCACAGACAACCUGCUCCCCCCCUCCGCCUGCUGUUGCUGCUUCUGCUCCUGCUGCUGAUCCUGUUGCAACUGCUACUUCUUCUGCUACUGCUACUCCUCCUCCUCCUGCUGCUGCUGCGGCUGCUGCUGCUCCGCUUGCUGCCCAUCGUGUUCCGUCUUUCCUUUCUGUCUUGCGCCUUGCUGCCGCAUGUGUUGAUGCAAAUCCUGUUACACGCCCGCCAUUUGAAGCCCUUGCUCACACUCUGCACAAGAUUCUUAAAGACAUACAGCUCGCCUCCUUUGUGUCAAAACCCCAUGCGCCCUACCAGCCGAACGAGAGGCAGUAG
Messenger RNA from Closterium sp. Naga37s-1, 2322 nucleotides. The record is from the annotation of a GenBank genome assembly. Lineage: Eukaryota; Viridiplantae; Streptophyta; Zygnematophyceae; Desmidiales; Closteriaceae.